AUGGACAAAUCUUCGGACAAAUUAUAUGAAACAUCGCUCGAUCGGCCAGAGGAAUUGUCGGACGUCGUGUAUCUGACCCAUUUAACGACGCCGGAGUCGAUCUAUCAUCUCCGGCUUGGUUUUGCAGCCCUUGCCUCUACACCCCAAACUUCUAAGUGGUACCUGUGGGUGCUGUGGCCUGUGACUCUUUGGUCCAUGAUGUACUUCAUGCACUGGCAAAAAGAGUUAAUCAAUAGUUUGAUUGAGGAAGCUAUAUUAGAAGCUGAGGAAAGAGGCAGUAAGGUGUUAAGUCUAGGUCUGUUCAAUCAGGGGGAGGAACUGAAUAGAAAUGGCGAGGUUUACCUAAGAAGGCACCCUCAGUUAAAAGUGAAGGUGGUAGAUGGAAGUAGCUUAGCUGUGGCUGUUGUGCUAAAUAGCAUUCCCAAAGGAACAACCCAAGUGGUCCUUAGAGGCAAUUUGUCUAAGGUUGCUUAUUCCAUUGCCCUUGCUUUAUCCCAAAGGGGUCUCCAGGUGGCCACAUUACGUGUGGACGAGUAUAAGAGGCUAAAAGCAAAGCUUGACACCGACGCUGGAAGUAACAUAGUCCUCUCAAAAAGUUAUGCUCCCAAGAUAUGGUUAGUGGGAGGAGAAUUGACAGAAGAAGAGCAAAUGAAGGCAUCAAAAGGAACAUUAUUCAUUCCCUUCUCACAAUUUCCCCCAAAGAUGAUCCGCAAAGAUUGCUUCUACUACAACACACCAGCAAUGUUGACUCCCAAAUAUCUUGAGAAUGUUGAUUCUUGUGAGAAUUGGUUGCCUAGAAGGGUGAUGAGUGCAUGGCGCAUAGCUGGGAUCCUCCAUGCUUUAGAAGGAUGGAAUGUGCAUGAGUGUGGUGAUAUGAUGUUCAGCAUUGAGAAAGUUUGGAAGGCCAGUCUUCAACAUGGGUUUUGUCCUCUCAAGAUGCCCACACAAUCAAAGCCUUAAUAAUACCUAGAAAACUAUCAGGCUAGCUAUCAUCUUCGAACAUGUGCUGUUAAUCACACCCUAAUCCCGAUCGCCUUUAUCAUUAUCUAUAGGCCAAUAUUUCUCUAUCUUGCAAUUGUUUGUUGAUGUGGGUUUUGUGUUUUGUAUUUCUAAGAUCAUACUAUGCAUAUAUAUAUAUGUGUGUGUGUGU
Ilex paraguariensis (yerba mate) is the source of this 1150-nucleotide messenger RNA. The record is from the annotation of a GenBank genome assembly. NCBI's taxonomy places the organism in Eukaryota, Viridiplantae, Streptophyta, Magnoliopsida, Aquifoliales, Aquifoliaceae.